AAGUCAAUUUGUCACUAUAUUUCUAAAAUAUCCGAAUUUUAUAAUUUCAUUCUACGAUAUAAAUAUUAUAAUUAUAAAUAGAACUCAGAAAAAUCAACUAAUGAAUCAAUUUUAUUACGGAAACAUUAUGAAUAGUUUCUGUUUUGUACUAUCAUAAAUAGUUUGAUAUUUUUAACACAUUUUCAUCAAAAAUGAGGCCUGCUAACAUCAACAAAAUUAGUCGGUGCUUUUACAUAACUUCUCGCAAAUACUCCGAAGAAAAAUCUGUGUAUCAAAAACACGAAGAAGGUCCUAAACCGCGCGAAGUCCACGGAAAAUUGUACCCGGAAUGGCGUAAACCUUGGAUACAUAGAGAUGGUGAAUGGUCUAGCAAGCUCUCAGUUUUUGUUGAAAAGAACCCUAGUCCGGAUAUCAUGUACGCUUUAUCACAAAUACCAAAUUUAACGUUCGAUAAAAUAAAAGCCUGGUGGAGUGACAUGAAAGUAAUUCAGGAAAAACAAAAUCAAAAAUUUUUACCUGAAAGAGUUGCUACACUUGGUUCUAAUUUGGCCGCUGUACAUUUUUUUACCUUUCGACAAGCUAAAGUCAGGUUAAGAGGUUCGAGUGAAUGGAUAUUUGGAGAUAUAACUACACUCAAUCUUCCCAGUAACUACAGUGAUGGCUAUUAUGUAGAGGCUAUUGAUUGUAGUGAAUUUCACCACAAUGGUAUUCGUUUUGAAGGUUUGGAAAACCUGUAUGGUUUAAAUUUUCUCAAGUGGCUAUCUUUGAAAAAUAAUAGACAUGUUGAUGUUUGGUGCAUAGAUAGAAUAGCCGGACAAAAUGGAAAAAGCUUGGAAUAUUUGGACAUCAGUGGGUGUAAUAUAUGUGUUGGUUGUGUAUUUAGUUUAGCAAGAAUGAAAACUCUAAAAAUUUUAAUUAUUACUGAUCCUGGUGAUAAUGUAGAAUUACAAGCUGCAUUGUCUAUGUUGGAACAAGAAAAUCCUCAGUUGUUAAUUAAAGCAGUAGAAAAUAUUGAUGAUAAUAUAAGUAAAUAAUUUUAAUUUUUUUUUGUAUUUUCAAAUUAAAAAUACAUGAAAUUUUUAAUAUUUUAAAUCUAUAGACUUCUAAAUAAAAUUCAAAUGUUUUAAUUUCAAUUAUACUGUAUUUAUAAUUGUUAAAAACCAUGCAUUUAUGAACUUACAGAAGUUAGUUUUUUUUUUUAAAUGACUUUGUUUCAAAUACAUGUUUAUUGUU
This is a messenger RNA of Galleria mellonella (greater wax moth), 1233 nucleotides long. Its product is annotated as distal membrane-arm assembly complex protein 2. The transcript is spliced from 2 exons. NCBI's taxonomy places the organism in Eukaryota, Metazoa, Arthropoda, Insecta, Lepidoptera, Pyralidae. The record is from RefSeq and is a predicted model, not a curated record. The coding region runs from base 192 to 1034 and encodes 280 amino acids.